AUGGAAGAUACACAAAUGCUCGAUGUGAUCGAUGAGCCGACCAAUCUCAUGGCCUUCGACGAAAUGGAAGUCGACCACCAAGUACCAGUACCACCCGCUUAUCAUGACCGCAUGGCUGGAGAGACCAGUCCCACGUAUCUUGUCCGGAUUUCGCGGUACUCCAAGUCCAACCCUCCUAUGGCUUACCCGUUGACAACACUGAAGGCUCCCAAGAAGUCGCCACCGAAAGUACGCUUUCGUCCUUACCCCGGUGCCCGCAGGUGGCUUCACGCUAGGGGAAAAUUGGCUCCGCCUCGCAAGGAGCAUGUUCCGCUCAAAGUGAAGCCUGUACUGAAGUCUGUUUGUGAAGUCAUGGGGCUUCGUCGUCCACUGAGCCUAAAGACAACGACCCAUGCACCGGACCAUUUGGCUCCCGUCACAAAUCCUCGAAAGCGACAGCUCGAUGACGACGGCAGCCAGCCCGAUACGAAACGCCGAGAUCCAGAUGACACCAGACGCGUGAAUAUCGACGGGCCAGUUUCCAAAGAAGACACACCUGUCCCUCACUUUCCUGGAUCAUGGCCUCAAGAUCCGCCAACGAACGAACCGUCAACCCCCCCGAGCAACUUCGUUCCCUUGAUGUCAGGUGCUCUGCAAAACAACCCUCACGACCGAACUCCUGGAGGAAUUGUGCCGAUUUCACCGAAUGGCACCCAUAUCCCUCCGGAGUAUCUCGAAGCUGAAUUCGAUCACGAUAACCAAAGUGGCAUCAGUUCUUGGCGCGGCCUUUGGCUCCCGUGCCACAAGGUCGCCGACAUCUGUAUGAGAGUGCAACGGGGACUGAGACAGACUAUCUUGAGCACCGUCCAGGUCGCCGUAGAGGUCCUAGGUUCCGUUAAACGGCGGGCCUUUGGUAUCGAAAGGCGCCAGGAAUCCAGAGCAAUCCACAUUCCACUUAGCUCCAGGAAGAGACUCGAAGCACGUCGCCGUGAGAUGCUUGUUGGAAAAACUCUGGAGCAACGGCGUGCCUUAAGGGACCAGUGGAAAAGACAAGACCGGAACUUACCUCCAUCCCCGACGAGACCCCAGCAGGAGCGCCUCAUUGCGAAGUCGGGAAACGAACCGUUUACUGUUGGUCCUCUUCCAUCUUUGGAUCGUGAACAGUUCUCAACUCCGUCGCUUGCCCUAUCCGAAGUUCCCCGCCGUAAGGCUGCCGCACACAAGACGACAAAGUCAUCCCUCAAAAAAGGCCCGCCCCGACGGAACGCUACACCCAUCGUGACCCGAAAUGGUUCUCCUCUGCCGAAGGAUGUUCUAAAUCGCACCAAAACAAGUCGAAUCACCAAGUCGAAAAGCUGGAACUCGGUGUCUAAACACAAAUACGUUAAAGGCGAGUGGGUGCGGACGAAUAACGGCUUCGUCCCGCCGUGGCUCCGCAACAUUCCACAGCAUAGAGUUUCACUUGAUUCCCUCGAUCCUUCGUUUUUAGAAUUACACAACAUACCGUUGACUUCACCGCCGCCGAUGACUACCGAAUACGCAUCGCCAUCUUUUCCCACCGAAUACGUCGAGCCGUCGGCCUCACGUCCUUCUGUCGCUACUUCUACCAUCGAAUCUGCUGCUGAAUUGGCUCGUCCAUCUGCACCACGUGCUGUCGACACUACUACUGCCGGAUCUACUACUGAAGCUGCUCGCCCACCUACACCACGUCGCACUGCUACCAUCGAAUCUACGGCCGAGCUAUGUCUCCCAUCUUCACCGCGUUGUGCUGCGAACACUGCUACCGCCGGAUCUACUACUGAAACCGUUCGCCCAUCUACACCACAUCGUACCGUCGACCCUACCACUACUUCUGAAGCUACUGUUGAACCUGUUCAGCCUACAUCAUCACGUUGUACGGUCGAUACUGAGUUUUCUGUUGAAGACGAGCCUGUCCUUCGCCCCGAACUGGCACCUUACCUACGGCGUGUUCCGCAGCCGGCCCACGUGGACGAUACUAGAGCAGAUGACGCUGUCGAAAACGAGCUCGGCCAAGCAUUACAGCAGCUAUCAGUUGCCCGUGUUGAAGAUGAGCCCGCCGGACACAGCCCGCUGGCUGUCCACUGGCUCCAGUCGGACACACCAUUAGGCCGACCAAUCUCAUCCGUCCGGCUUUUCAACCCAGAAUCGCCGGUACGGCCGCCGCGACGCAACGAAGCUCUUUACGAGCACGAAUGGCGGCAGAAGGACCAACUCAAUCGGCGGGGCCGGCGCCUCCGUCCGGAACCAGGACGCGCCGUGCGGCCAUUGUCCCCCCAGUGGGAGGCUCGGGUGGCCGACGCCAUGUCGGCACCCAAUUCCCGGCAAUUGGCAACCACGCUGAACGGCGAUCCACUGACCCGUCGUGACCUGGCAUCCUGUCACACCCCCGAGGCCUGGCUCAACGACGAGGUAAUCAACGCAUACCUCCUCCUCCUCGUUGAUUACCUCCGCCGGGUCUCGGGGAACGCGGGUCGGCUGGAUCGGCCGAAGUACCACGCGUUUAACUCCUUCUUCUACUCCAAUCUUCGCGAUCGGGGGUACGAGUCUGUUCGUCGUUGGGCGACCCGCGCGAAGAUUGGAGGAGAAGCCCUCCUGGACGUGGACAUGGUAUUCGUACCUGUCCACAAUAGUGCUCAUUGGACCUUGUUGGUCGUCCGGCCGGCCACAAGGUCCAUUGAGUACUAUGACUCGCUGGGCUCCCGUUCGCUUGCCCAUGUCAACAACAUCAAGAAGUGGCUGCGGGGAGAGUUGGGGGACCACUACGUGGAGGAAGAGUGGGCCGUCCUCCCCUCCAACUCCCCGCAGCAAGACAAUGGCAGCGACUGCGGGGUCUUUCUCCUAACCACGGCCAAGGCCCUGGCCGUGGGCCUCGAGCCCGACGUUUACAGCUCCGCCGACAUCACCACGCUCCGAAAGAAAAUCGUCGCGGAGCUGAUAAACGGAGGGCUCGAGGGGGAGUUUGACCCCGUAGGGGAGUCAGGCGAGUCGCGGCUGUAA
Messenger RNA from Rasamsonia emersonii CBS 393.64, 2997 nucleotides. Its product is annotated as Protease. The transcript has a single exon. Lineage: Eukaryota; Fungi; Ascomycota; Eurotiomycetes; Eurotiales; Trichocomaceae. Gene Ontology annotation, molecular function: deSUMOylase activity. Bases 1 to 2997 code for a protein of 998 amino acids. Gene Ontology annotation, cellular component: nucleus. The record is from RefSeq and is a predicted model, not a curated record. Gene Ontology annotation, biological process: protein desumoylation.